CUGGCAGCAGGGAAAGCGGCGUCUGCGCGCGUCUCCUAGUUAGCGUCUGCUAGAAUCGACUGGCGGGCACACAACAACAGAGGAGCCGAAGGCUGCGGGUGCGGACGCCGGCGCACGGGCCAUGGUCUCCACGCGGCUGCCGGAGCCCCCCGCCGAGGGUCCACCCUGGCCUCUGGGCCUUCUGCGCGCGCCCCUCGGGCUUCUGCGGAUGGACCCUACCGGCGGCGCGCUGCUGCUGCUCGGCCUGGCAGCGCUGCUUGGCUGGAGCUGGCUGCGGCGGCACCGGGCACGGGGCAUCCCUCCUGGGCCCACGCCCUGGCCCCUGGUGGGCAACUUCGGCUACGUGCUGCUGCCGCCCUUCCUCCGGCGACAGAGCUGGAGGUACCGCCAGGCGAGGGCCACAGGGAUGGAGCCCGCGGCCCUCAGCCCGCAGGUGCUCCUGGCCCAGCUAGCCCGCGUGUACGGCAACAUCUUCAGCUUCUUUAUCGGCCAUUACCAGGUGGUGGUCCUCAACGACUUCCACAGCGUGCGCGAGGCGCUGGUGCAGCAGGCCGAGAUCUUCAGCGACCGCCCGCGGGUGCCGCUUAUCUCCAUCGUAACCAAGGAGAAGGGGAUUGUAUUCGCACAUUAUGGUCCAGUCUGGAGACAACAGAGGAAGUUUUCUCAUUCAACUCUUCGUCAUUUUGGCUUGGGAAAGCUUAGCUUGGAGCCCAAGAUUAUUGAGGAGUUCAAAUAUGUGAAAGAGGAAAUGCAAAAGCAUGGAGAAGAUCCCUUCAGUCCUUUCCCCAUAAUCAAUAAUGCCAUCUCUAACAUCAUUUGCUCCUUGUGUUUUGGCCAGCGUUUUGACUACACCAAUAGUGAGUUUAAGAAGAUGCUUCAUUUUAUGUCGCGAGGGUUAGAAAUCUGUCUGAACAGCCAGGUCCUCCUGGUCAAUAUAUGCUCCUGGCUUUAUUACCUUCCCUUUGGACCAUUUAAGGAAUUAAGACAAAUUGAAAAGGAUAUAACCAGUUUUCUUAAAAAAAUCAUCAAAGAUCAUCGAGAGUCUCUGGAUGAAGAGAACCCUCAGGACUUCAUAGACAUGUACCUUCUCCAAGUGGAAGAGGAAAGGAAAAAUAAUAGCAACAGUAGCUUUAAUGAAGAUUAUUUGUUUUAUAUUAUUGGGGAUCUCUUUGUUGCUGGGACUGAUACCACAACUAACUCUUUGCUUUGGUGCCUUCUGUAUAUGUCAGCAUACCCUGAUGUACAAGAAAGGGUUCACGAAGAAGUUGAAAGGGUCAUUGGUCCCAACCGAGCCCCUUCCCUCACUGACAAGGUCCAGAUGCCGUACACAGAGGCUACAAUCAUGGAGGUGCAGAGGCUGACGGUGGUGGUGCCACUUGCCAUCCCUCAUAUGACUUCCGUGAAAACAGUGCUUCAAGGGUAUACCAUCCCUAAAGGCACAAUGGUCAUACCCAACUUGUGGUCAGUACACAGAGACCCAGCCAUCUGGGAGAAACCGGAUGACUUCUACCCCAAUCGAUUUCUGGAUGAUCAAGGACAGCUUAUUAAAAAAGAAACCUUUAUUCCUUUUGGGAUAGGGAAGCGGGUGUGUAUGGGAGAGCAACUGGCAAAGAUGGAAUUAUUUCUGAUGUUUGUGAGCCUAAUGCAGAGUUUCACAUUCAGUUUACCUAAGGAUUCUAAGAAGCCCAUCCUGACUGGAAGAUUUGGUCUAACUUUAGCCCCACAUCCAUUUAAUAUAAUCGUUUCAAAAAGAUGAAGAAAGUCUCCAAAGAGAGAUGGUGAACACAUAUAUAAUGUCCUUCUGAACAAGUUUUCUUUCAGCAAUUGACAGCAACAAUUCAGCAGACCCCGGUUAGACUCAAAUUAAGUAGACACUGGAAAGAGUAGAGCUCACAGGAGCUUCCGUCUCGGAGGGUUGCUCAGCAGGAUACAUCAGCCCUUUUAUUGAUGCAUGUCUGUAAUUUUGGAGACAAGGACCACAGUACUGUUUUGGGAAGCAGGAGGUCUGGAUUUGAGCCCCAGUACUUUCCACCAACGAACAUUUCUUCUCACCUCUCUGUGCCUCAGUCAUUCCAUCUAUAAAAUGAAGGUACCAUAACUUGCCUUCUCUCUGCCUCUUCGCACCAAUGAAGGUAAUAUGCCUUGUGUCCUUUCUGACAUUGCCGAAACACUGUUAGGUUCUGGAGAGGAAAUUCAGGAGAAUGUUUAUGACCUGUGACAGCAUGAACUGUGUUCAGAUUGGAACACUUGGUCAGAGAGGGAUAUGGGUUAAGGUUACGUUGAGCUAGAGCUUUUCUCAGCACAGAUCCUUUGCCAGUUUUUUGUCUUGUUAUUGUUAUCUUUUUGUUUAUGAUGUUAGUUUUUUUGUGGACAUAGGAUGAAGCAGACCUUUGUCCAGUAGGUUAAGGAAAAAAGAAAUUAGGAUUUAAAAAAUCCUCCCAUAAGGUAAUUAUUUGAAUGUAUAUGGCUACCUUCUACUUCAAUUACAUGGACGGUAAGCCUGGCUGAAGAAGCAGCUUCAUGCCAGAAUUCCUUUCUGCUGACUUGACUUGCAAAGCUGUAACUUUACCUUUUGGCUUGAGCCCUGAGUGGUGAGGUCAGGAAUUUUCCUACUGGGAUUCAUCAGGAAAGGACUCUUCUUUUAAACUGCACUGAACAUUUUUUUUUUUUUUCCAUUCUCCCUGCCACCAGACCUAAUGUAUCUCGUCCUUGAAUACUCUUGAAGACAGGAAGACAUUCUUACUGUUUAUUAUGGAACUAAAUUAUUUCUUAAUUUUAAAAAAGGUCCCUAUAGAAGAGCAUUUCUUAACAGGAGUAAUAACCCCAUACAGAGGGUGUUUGGUGAUGUGUUGGUGCAUUUUUUUGGUAAUCACAAUGAUGGGGGUGCUCCUGGCCCUUUGCUCCUGUGGGGUCAGGAUGCUAAAUGUCCUGCAACAUCAGAAUAGUCCUAUACAAGGAAGACUAUGCCAAUAUUUGCGCCAACGAGAACUGCUCUAGAAAACCAUGCUCCAAAGAAUGAAUAGUCUUUCCUGUGGUAGUCCCUAUACAGAAGUAAUCAUGGUAAUAAUGUGAGCAGCCAUGUUUUGACCUCCCCUCAUGCUGGCACCACGCUCAGUGCUUUACUUGUACGCUUAUCUAAAAUCCGUACAGAAAUUCUAUUAAGGGGCUGCUAUUUGCAGCUGAUGAAAUGAAACUGAGAAAAAUGAAGGCACAUAGUUCAAAGGUAUUAUCUCUGGGUUUCCAACCUGCCAGUCUUGUGACUGGAGAGCUCUUUUUGAACCAUGUCUCUGUGCUGCUACCACUCAACCCCAUGGCAGUCAGUACAUCUGCCUCACGCUGUAGUCGGGUGGGCCCAUCUUCACCCCACACUGAGCUCCUGGAGGUGGGACUCGUGUUGUUUGCCCCCCUCACAGUGCCUUGCUCUUAGUGCGUGCCCAGUCACCCUGUG
Messenger RNA from Trichechus manatus latirostris (Florida manatee), 3448 nucleotides. Its product is annotated as cytochrome P450 2U1. Gene Ontology annotation, biological process: xenobiotic metabolic process. Gene Ontology annotation, cellular component: intracellular membrane-bounded organelle; cytoplasm. The transcript is spliced from 5 exons. Bases 122 to 1756 code for a protein of 544 amino acids. The record is from RefSeq and is a predicted model, not a curated record. Lineage: Eukaryota; Metazoa; Chordata; Mammalia; Sirenia; Trichechidae. Gene Ontology annotation, molecular function: steroid hydroxylase activity; oxidoreductase activity, acting on paired donors, with incorporation or reduction of molecular oxygen, reduced flavin or flavoprotein as one donor, and incorporation of one atom of oxygen; heme binding.